Piliocolobus tephrosceles (Ugandan red Colobus) is the source of this 2064-nucleotide messenger RNA. It is a transcript of the gene IFT46, whose product is annotated as intraflagellar transport 46. The transcript is spliced from 13 exons. Gene Ontology annotation, cellular component: motile cilium; intraciliary transport particle B; microtubule organizing center. NCBI's taxonomy places the organism in Eukaryota, Metazoa, Chordata, Mammalia, Primates, Cercopithecidae. The coding region runs from base 420 to 1526 and encodes 368 amino acids. Gene Ontology annotation, biological process: cilium assembly; intraciliary transport. The record is from RefSeq and is a predicted model, not a curated record.
UAGACAAACAGGCGACUUGGCCGCCCAGAGAGGCUUUAUCCGUGGCCCCUUGAUCUUCUUCCUGCGCAGAGAGCCUUCGCGGGUGAGGCGUAACGUGCAGGAAGUCUCACGAGAGUGGAAGCAAGUCUCGCGAAUUUUAAAAUUUAUCUUUUUGCUUAGCGACUGACAACAGGCUGGUUGCUUGGCGUGGAAUCGUAAAGUGGCCUGGCUUUGAGACUGGAGUGGGACCCCAGCCCUAGGCUGGGGUUCUUUCCAUUAUAGAGGAGACGGAUUCAGAAGGGCUACAGACCAAGGUUGUUGAAAACCAGACAUAUGAUGAACGUCUAGAGAUUAACGACUCUGAAGAGGUUGCAAGUAUUUAUACUCCAACCCCAAGACACCAAGGACUUCCUCAUUCUGCCCAUCUUCCUAACAAGGCUAUGGCUGAUAACAGCAGUGAUGAGUAUGAAGAGGAAAAUAACAAGGUCCUAAGGGAGGGCAUGCCACAGGCUCCAGGCCACAGAGGCAAAGACAUGGACCCUGUUCCACCUGCCCCUGAAAGUCUCAAGUGCCACCAGACCCCUUCUCACGGACUUGAGAGGGUGGGAUGGUACAGAGAAAGCCAGAAGCACAGAAAGGAGAAGAAGAAGACCUCACAGUUGACACCUCAGCGGGGCUUUAGUGAAAAUGAUGAUGACGACGAUGAUGAUGAUUCAUCUGAAACUGAUUCUGAUUCUGAUGAUGAUGAUGAAGAGCAUGGAGCCCCUCUGGAAGGGGCCUAUGACCCUGCAGAUUAUGAGCAUUUGCCAGUUUCUGCUGAGAUUAAGGAACUCUUCCAGUACAUCAGUAGGUAUACACCUCAGUUGAUUGACCUGGACCACAAACUGAAGCCUUUCAUUCCUGAUUUUAUCCCAGCUGUCGGGGAUAUUGAUGCAUUCUUAAAGGUCCCACGUCCUGAUGGAAAGCCUGAUAACCUUGGCCUGUUGGUAUUGGAUGAACCUUCUACAAAGCAGUCAGACCCUACGGUGCUCUCACUCUGGUUAACAGAGAAUUCUAAGCAGCACAACAUCACGCAACAUAUGAAAGUAAAAAGCCUGGAAGAUGCAGAAAAGAAUCCCAAAGCCAUUGACACGUGGAUUGAGAGCAUCUCUGAAUUACACCAUUCUAAGCCCCCUGCAACUGUGCACUACACCAGGCCCAUGCCCGACAUUGACACACUGAUGCAGGAAUGGUCCCCAGAGUUUGAAGAGCUUUUGGGCAAGGUAAGCCUGCCCACAGCAGAGAUUGAUUGCAGCCUGGCAGAGUACAUUGACAUGAUCUGCGAGUUUGUUUGGUUCUGUUCCUGGAAGUUCUUCUUCAUUUCAGCCAUUCUAGACAUCCCUGUCUACAAGAGUCGGAUUCAGUCCCUCCAUCUGCUGUUUUCCCUCUACUCAGAAUUCAAGAACUCCCAGCAUUUUAAAGCCCUUGCUGAAGGCAAGAAAGCAUUCACUCCUUCAUCCAACUCCACCUCCCAAGCUGGAGACAUGGAGACAUUAACCUUCAGCUGAGACAGCUCCCAAGCUGCUGUUUCAAGGCCGAGCUGGCCCCUCUGCCCCAGCUGAGAUGGACAGAUCGUUGUCAGCUACUUGAUGUCCUUGCCUAUGCCACAGCUUGGCUCAGGGCCAGUGCAUGCCCUGCUGCCCUCUCUGCCAGAGGGCACAGAACAUGUUUGUUUAAUGAACCUGCCUGCCUCAGAUUGCUGUCCCUGGCGAGUUAAUGCGUCUGUACCACUGUGGGGAUUUGAGUUAGAAGAACUGGAAUUUCUGAGAGCCCAUGGAGCCUGGAUUGGGAGGAAAGCUGAAAAGAUUUCCUUUUUGUGAGAGGGAUGGAAUUGUUUUUUUUUCAUUCGUAAAGUUAGUGGGUAAAAAUUUUAUAGAUCAGAUGCUCUAUUAUAUUGUCAGAUUAUUCUGUUAUUUAAUAUGAAAGAGAAAAGGCUGACUGAGCAUAAGGCAGAGACACAGGAACUUUGCUUAGUAAUGGGCAUUAAAUGAAGAGUAGUUAAAGCAAACAAAUUUUGUGAAAUAAAAUGAAACCCCAAUCCUCCAA